AUGAUUUUAGUAAUCAUUGUGUCUCGUGUUCCUGAUCAUUCAAAGUCCCAGCACGAGCAGCAGAUCUCUGUCUGUGUCUUUGUGCAGUGGGUCCACGUGAUCUGUGCAAUAACAGUCCCUGAGGUGAAGUUUCUCAAUGUGUUGGAAAGGAAUCCAGUUGAUGCCAGUGGGAUUCCAGAGCAGAGAUGGAAGUUGAAAUGCAUCUACUGCAGGAUGCGAGUGCGGAGCGUCUCGGGAGCCUGCAUCCAGUGUUCGCACGAGCACUGCUCGACGUCGUUUCAUGUGACGUGCGCUCACGCUGCCGGGGUACUGAUGGAACCGGACGACUGGCCGUACCUCGUCUCCAUCACCUGCUUCAAGCACAAAACAACCAAUCAGAGUUUACUCACUCAAAUGGCUGUUCUUUGUGUGCGAGGCUCAACUGCAGACUCUCCAUGGGGCAUGUGUUCAGCUUCAGAAACGAGGCCAAGGCAGUCCAAUCAACACCGUGACCUCCGGGUCUUAUCGCUAGGGCAGAUGGUCAUCGCAAAGAAACGGAACGGACUUUACUACAAGUGUAAGGUGAUCGGCACAUCCGCCCAAACCUUUUACGAGAUUAAUUUUGAAGACGGAUCGUACAGUGACGAUGUGUACCCGGAAAACAUUGUCAGCAGGGACUGUUUGCAGCACGGCUCACCCACAGAGGGAGAAGUUAUCCAGGUGCGAUGGACUGAUGGUCUGGUGUACAGUGCCAAGUUUAUCACUUCUGAUCUCCGGUAUACCUAUCAGGUGGAAUUUGAGGGAGGUUCCCAGAUGACCUUGAAGAGAGAAGACCUGUACUCGUUGGAGGAGGAGUUGCCCAAGCGAGUGAAAGCACGACUGUCACGGCUCACUGCCUCUCCACACGAGGACAUGCUCUCUGGGGAAGAGGCUAAGGAGGCCAAGCGAGCUAGACCAUCCAGCUCAUCCUCAUCCAGCUCCAAACAUCCAGAAGACUCCGCUAACAAGGACUACACUCAGAGUCCCGACUAUCUUGCUUUCAUGGAAAGCUUCUUUCACUCACAAUACCAGCAGGGAUAUUAG
Molecule: messenger RNA, 1062 nt
Organism: Callorhinchus milii (elephant shark)
Lineage: Eukaryota; Metazoa; Chordata; Chondrichthyes; Chimaeriformes; Callorhinchidae
Product: lysine-specific demethylase 4B-like
Exons: 8
Coding region: 1-1062 (353 amino acids)
Biological process (GO): regulation of transcription by RNA polymerase II
Source: RefSeq, a predicted model, not a curated record